CUGCGGACAUACUACAGGAGAUGACCAGAGACUGCAGACACAGUACAGGAGACGACCAUAGACUGCAGACAGUACAGGAGAUGACCAAAGACUGCGGACACAAUAUAGGAGAAGGACCAGAGACUGUGGACACAGUACAGGAGAUGACCAGAGACUGCGGACAAUACAGGGGAUGACCAGAGACUGCGGACAGUACAGGGGAUGACCAGAGACUGCGGACAGUACAGGGGAUGACCAGAGACUGCGGACAGUACAGGGGAUGACCAGAGACUGCGGACAACAGUACAGGGGAUGACCAGAGACUGCGGACAGUACCGGAGAUGACCAGAGACUGCGGAC
Molecule: messenger RNA, 339 nt
Organism: Staurois parvus
Lineage: Eukaryota; Metazoa; Chordata; Amphibia; Anura; Ranidae
Source: the annotation of a GenBank genome assembly